CGUGGCGUGUGACUUGUGAGUCGUGGCUCAUCGUAGGAAGGAAAGGAAGGUGUUGCAUCGGCAAGAAAGAGAGGUUCUACAGUAGAGCCUAUCAGUGAUCGACCUUCUUGACAAGUGAUCGCGUCGACUACGGUCUGUAUACUACACUACAUCUGUGCUCGAACGAGUCCAAACGAAACGAAACGAAACGAAACGGAACGAGUGAAGAAGAGAGUAGCAAUAGAGCAGUGGGCUGAUCGGGAGGGGAAGGAGAGCAACCCCCUUCUCUCCUCCUUCCACGAGGAAUUACCAAAAGGCAAAAUGGUGGCGCGGUACAACGCAGACGGGUGAUGUGUAGGCAGAUAUCGGCUCGCAUCGCGUUCGUAACAGGGAGGUGCGAGAUUAACGAGCGUAACCUGCGUGAUCUGCGUGAGCACGCCAGGUCGACGGCAAUAUGGGCGACCCGAAGAGUCAGCACGGCGCGCAAGAGAUGAAAGGCUGGCUUUUCAAAUGGACCAACUACCUGAAAGGUUAUCAACGGAGAUGGUUCGUCCUGUCAAACGGCCUCCUGUCGUACUACAGGGCUGAACCAACAGGGGGGCCAAAGAUAUCAUCGCGACGCAAGCGGAGAGCUGGCAGAGCCUCCGAAAAUCCCGCGGAGAUGUCUCACACUUGCCGCGGAACGAUUUCCUUACACGGGGCCUUAAUACACACGGUGGACGCCUGCACCUUCGUCGUGAGCAACGGCGGCACGCAGACCUUCCACAUCAAGGCGUCGACCGAGGUGGAGCGGCAGCAAUGGGUCACGGCUCUCGAGCUAGCAAAAGCCAAGGCUAUCCAAGCGAUGGAAUCUGCUUUAGUACUUCGGCGACGUUAUGCGGCGAAAUCUCUUUUAGAAGAAGAGGAGGAGGAAUAUCAAGAUAACGACAAUCAAAACGUAGAAACUGCGUCUGUGAUUAAGGAUCUAACGCGACGAUUGGAUGAUCUACAAGCGUGCAAUGACUUGAUGCUUAAGCAGGGAUCUGGGCUCCAACGAGCUUUAUCCGAUUUGGAAAUGGUAGAGCCUCCGUCCCCCGAAUUAGCAGCGAAAUUCAAGAUCGUCAGCGAACGAGCCACACUUUUUCGGAUUGCGGCGAAUGCUAUGAUUAGUACGAGCAGCGAUUACUUGCAACUAGCCCAACAACAAGAGCCUAAGUGGAAAAAGAUGCUACAGCACGAGCGUGAUCAGAAAGUACGGAUAGAGAAAAUGGUCGAGCAGUUAGCUAGGCAACAUUCCCACCUGGAGGAAGCCGCGCAACAUGCGAUUCCUUCAGCGACGCCUGCGGGAGGACACAGACCUUCACAUCCCGCAAUUACAACGUCACCGUCGGAGGAUGAAGAGGAUAACGCCGAAUUUUACGACGCCCAAGAAUCGGACACUUUCACACUAACUAUACCCAUCGCCACGAGCAAUUCCAUUUCCCAUGCGAGAGAUCGCACCGAUUCCCAAGGUAGCGACGAUGGCUCUAGUUCAGAGGGAGAUCCAACGCCCUUGCCUGUCUCUGAUUCCACUGGAGCUGAUUCCUUCCUCAUUGUGACCGAUUCCACUGCUGCGCAGACUCUCUCGGCUGUUAGAAUCACCAACAAUCUGGAUAUUAAAAGCUGGCGAUCCAAUAAUGACAGUAGCAGCACCGGGAUGACCACCAUUUCGAAACGGAAACGAAGGACCAGGGUACCUGACAAACCAAACUAUCCCUUGAACCUAUGGAGUAUAAUGAAAAACUGUAUUGGCAAAGACUUGUCCAAAAUUCCUAUGCCGGUCAACUUUUCUGAACCGCUCAGUAUGCUUCAACGAUUAACAGAAGACUAUGAAUACGCGGAUAUUCUUGAUAGGGCUGCAGAAUGUACAGAUAGUUAUGAACAGAUGGCUUUUGUAGCCGCGUUCACUGUGUCUAGUUACGCUACAACCGCCGCUAGAACGGGAAAGCCUUUCAAUCCCCUUUUGGGUGAAACUUACGAAUGCGAUCGUACGGAUGAUCUUGGAUGGCGCUCGAUUUCAGAGCAAGUGUCUCAUCACCCGCCUAUGCUAGCUCAACAUUGCGAAGGAAAGAAAUGGCGAUGUUGGCAAGAGUUUACAAUGGCUUCUAAAUUUCGUGGAAAAUAUCUGCAGGUGAUUCCUUUGGGUACUGCUCAUUUAGAAUUUCAUAGUGGCCAGCAUCAUUACACAUGGCGAAAAGUCACUACUACGGUACAUAAUAUUAUAGUCGGAAGAUUGUGGGUCGAUCAGAGUGGCGAUAUGGAUAUUGUAAAUCAUAAGGAAGGUAUCAAGUGCCAUUUGAAGUACAUACCGUACUCGUACUUUUCGCGAGACAGUCAGCGCAAGGUGAAGGGCGUAGUCAUGAAUUCCAACAAGGAAGUCAAGUGGGUAGUGCAAGGUACAUGGGAUUCGAAGAUCGAAAUAGCGCCGGUAAUCAGCACAACUGGCACACCCGAUAAUCCAGUUUAUAAAACAGGUCCUUAUAUAUUAGCUUGGAAACGACGUAUGCCUAUCGAUGACUCUGAGAAAUAUUAUUCAUUCACGGAACUAGCGUGUCAAUUGAAUGAACCAGAAGAAGGUAUAGCUCCAACAGAUUCUCGGUUGAGGCCUGAUCAGCGGUUAAUGGAAGAUGGACGGUGGGACGAAGCCAAUGCAGAAAAAUUGCGUUUAGAGGAAAAACAAAGAGCUACUAGACGAGCUCGCGAGCAUGAUUCCGAAAAUGCUACAGCACAAGGAUUAUCUUAUGAGACGUACGAACCUCUAUGGUUUAAAAAGAAGCAGGAUCCGUACACGGACAGCCGUUGUUUUGUUUAUAAUGGCGAAUAUUGGGAUCAUAAAAGCAGAGGUGACUGGUCACGAUGUCCAAACAUAUUUUAGUUCGUUGUAUAGAUAGAUUCGAUUGCAAUAACUCUGUCAUAUACAUGCAGUGCGUGAAGAAGUUUUGGAUCGUUCAAAAGUGACGGUAGCCGAGAUUAAAAGUCGCGACCGCUCGUGGUCGAGAUUUAAAUGCUUAUGAAAUAACGUUGACGUGAUAAUGGGGUUGUUACAGGAUGUGGUUUAGCAAUUAAUUCUUCCAAUGAAGUGGACGAAACUUGUUGGCAACUCUGACAUGUACAAUAUGCAAUUUGUACUUGCAUGUCAUCGCCUUCGCUAUUAUUUUCUACCUCUCUCCCUUUCUUUCUCCCCUUUUUCUUCCCUAUCUUUCCUUUUGUCUCUUUUUUUCGAAGCUAAUAUCUAAUUCCCUCAACAUGAUAUUUUAUUAAUAUGCACUUGCGUGCUACUUUUUUUAAGAUUUUGUGCUGAAUUAAUGAGUAGCCAAUCUUGAAUUUUUGCGUUUAUUACAUUAGCUAUAUGUAGGAAUUCGUAAAAAAAAUCGAAGCUCGGGCAAGUCGAGAAUGAAUUCCGAAUAUUUCACUACUUUAGCCUAAAAUCAAGAUUGCAAUAAGACUGUGUAAGAAGACGAGGAUAAAAAAACUUUUGUCAUUGAAGAGGAAGAAUUUCAAAUCAAGUUUAAUGUGUUAUUUUAUAAUAUAUUCAGUAUUCUCAAUUUAUGUUUAGGUAAAUAUGAAUCUAAUUUUCUAGAAAGAAUUUGAAUUAAAGUUUUACCGAAAAGUCGCGAUCGAUAUGCUAUUGUAUGUAUAUGCAAAAAUCUUGUGUGUAUUUCAUUAUUUUUAAUCUAUCGUAAUCCAUCGUUGAAAGUAUUUGUAUAAAUACAGAGAAAGAUGUGCAACGAGAAUUAGAAUCGAGUCGAUACACUCGAUUUGAAUUAAAGAUACGAUGAUUUCUCUCAUUUAUUUUUACAGAGGAAAAGAAAAUACAUCUCCAUGUAUUAAAAAUUCAAUUGAUUUUUUAAUGCAUGCCAGUAAGUUUUAAUUUUUUUUUUUUAUAAUUCUCUCAUUGCGCAUUUUCUACUCGAUCUGAUGUCUACAACAAAAAAGUCUGAAAAAUGUUGGAAGUGUUGGAAAUAAAUCUUGAUAGAGAAGAGUAUUAUGAAUACAAGAGGAACAGUAAAACUAUAUACAUUGGAUUUAUUCAGUGAUUUCGAAUACACGCGCGCCAUAAUUAACAUUUUACACACGUAAUAAACCGACGACGAUGAUGCUUCCAAGUUUGGUCAGCGUUUUUUUACAACAAACGAUAAAGAGAAAAAAAAAAAGAAAUCAUGCCAUUUCACGUCUGCACAGAUUUCAAGCACGCUAGAUGCGCUCCGAAUACUUUAUCAAGCUAUAACGCAGAGGUACGCGACGCGCGUUAUCACCGAAAUGGAACGACAAAAACAAAGCGAGGCGCGAAUCGAAGACUCCUAAGUGCUGCUCAGCCCGAUUAAAGAAAAUCGAAAUCGGAUCCCCGAUCGUUUGUUCGUUUCUCGAAAUUAUUGCUGUAGCAUAGAAAGACGCGUGCACCCAUAGGUACGUGCGACCGAUUUAUAGCGAAUGAUUUGCGUGCGUACGUAUGUA
Trachymyrmex septentrionalis is the source of this 4452-nucleotide messenger RNA. RefSeq names its product oxysterol-binding protein 1 (gene Osbp). Gene Ontology annotation, cellular component: membrane; cytosol; intracellular membrane-bounded organelle. The transcript is spliced from 11 exons. Bases 434 to 2872 code for a protein of 812 amino acids. The record is from RefSeq and is a predicted model, not a curated record. Lineage: Eukaryota; Metazoa; Arthropoda; Insecta; Hymenoptera; Formicidae. Gene Ontology annotation, molecular function: sterol binding.